Aspergillus candidus is the source of this 1230-nucleotide messenger RNA. RefSeq lists its product as uncharacterized. NCBI's taxonomy places the organism in Eukaryota, Fungi, Ascomycota, Eurotiomycetes, Eurotiales, Aspergillaceae. The transcript is spliced from 2 exons. The record is from RefSeq and is a predicted model, not a curated record. The coding region runs from base 1 to 1230 and encodes 409 amino acids.
AUGUCUCAUUUAUUGCACAAAGUCAAAGAUGCGGUGACGGGUCACAAGGACCAUUCCGGCUCGGGAGGCCGCCAGGCCGGUAGUAGCUCCGACUACAGUAAAACCGCCCAGCAGGGGUCGAAUACUGGUGACUAUGGCAAGUCCAGCUCUGGUCAGUACGGCUCGAACACCGGCGACUAUGGAAAGUCUGGCACCGGCCAAUAUGGAUCGGAUACUGGACAGUAUGGCUCCAACACCGGGCAGUAUGGUUCCAAUACUGGACAGCAUGGCUCCGGCACUGGACAGUAUGGCUCGGGCACUGGCGACUACGGAAAGUCCGGCAGUGGCCAAUAUGGCUCGGGCACUGGCGACUACGGCAAGUCCAGCACUGGCCAAUAUGGCUCGGGCACUGGCGACUACGGCAAGUCCAGCACUGGCCAAUAUGGAUCGGACACUGGACAGUAUGGCUCCAAUACUGGACAGCAUGGCUCGGGCACUGGACAGUAUGGCUCCGGCACUGGACAGUAUGGCUCGGGCACGGGACAGUAUGGCUCCGGCACUGGCGACUACGGAAAGUCCGGCAGUGGUCAAUAUGGCUCCGGUACUGGCGACUACGGCAAGUCCAGCACUGGUGACUACGGCUCCAAGACUAGCUCUGGCCAAUAUGGCUCGAACACCGGUGAAUACGGCAAGUCCAGCUCUGGUCAGUACGGCUCGGGCACUGGCGACUAUGACAAGUCCAGCACCGGCCAGUAUGGUCGGAAGAGCGAUGACUAUAGCCCCAAAUCUAGUGGUGGUGGCAACUACGGCUCUGGCACUCAAGACUACUCCUCGGGCAAUCAAUAUGGCUCCCAAACUGGCUCCGGUGACUAUGGAUCUCGAACUUCGGGCGGAUAUGGGGCCGGAUCUAAUGAGUAUGGGUCGAAAGCUUCGAGCAAGGAUACCUCUGGCACCGGCUACGGGGCGAAAGGCAGUGAUUAUGGAUCCAAGCCCAGCGGCAAUUAUGGAUCCAGCACCGGUGAGUACGGAGGCGGCUACGGCUCCGGCAACACGGGAAGCUACAACAAGACUGGAUCCGGAUCGAACACCUACGGCUCCGGCAUGGAGGGGAGCUCCGACCCCCGCAACGCCACGUCGUUCAAUACCCAGAGUCUCGGCGGCGGCGGCGGCGGCGGCGUAACUGGCGGAGCAUCCAACCAAUAUGGUUCCGCCGCGAACAAGAUGGGCAAUACUCAACGGAAUCAGUGGUAA